Messenger RNA from Heterocephalus glaber (naked mole-rat), 3771 nucleotides. It is a transcript of the gene Birc2, whose product is annotated as baculoviral IAP repeat containing 2. Gene Ontology annotation, cellular component: cytoplasm; nucleus. Gene Ontology annotation, biological process: negative regulation of apoptotic process; positive regulation of protein ubiquitination; negative regulation of necroptotic process. The record is from RefSeq and is a predicted model, not a curated record. Lineage: Eukaryota; Metazoa; Chordata; Mammalia; Rodentia; Bathyergidae. Gene Ontology annotation, molecular function: cysteine-type endopeptidase inhibitor activity involved in apoptotic process; ubiquitin protein ligase activity.
CGUCGGCGUCGGCCCAGCUGGGGCGAGGGGUUUCGGGAACGCCCGAGGCGAAGUGGAGCUGGUGGAUCCAGGCUGCGCUCUGGGCCUGCGCCGCUGCUCCCCAGGUCUGCGGAGGCCUGCGGGCGGCUGCCCCGUUUUCGUGUUUUCUGCACCGGCCCUACGAUUUACAUCUCUGAAGAGUCUUCCUCUCCCCCAUUUUCCUCUCUGCAGAAAUAAAUCCCAUUGUGGAGACCCUAAAACUUUAAAAAGGGAUACAAUUUGAAGUUAAAUUUUGUUUUCAGAAAGAAGCUUAGUAAAUUACUGGUACAUUAUGUGUAUGUAGUACUGUUGGUAAUAACGAUAUUUUGUUAGACAUUAAUGAUAAGAAAGAUAUGUCUUUUGAUAAAUUGAUCCAAAAUUACAGCAUGCCCAGUAUUAUAACUGAAUGGUCCUUAAAUGAAAAGCAGGUUAUUUAAUUUUUAAAAUGCUGUGGAAAUUUUAUGGUUAACUAGUUAAGUUUAUGGAUAAAAUACCUUACUUAGUUGACCAGUUGUAAUUGAUACACACAAUUAGGAAGAAAGACAAUAUAAUGAUACUUCAGGAAGUGGAAACAAGUGUAGAUAAUUUUAAACAAGAGUUAACAGUUUAUAAGUACUAAGCAAAAUUCAUUUCGUAUCACAUAGAUUCAAUAAAGCUUCUCUUCCCCAAAAGUUAUUUACUGAAGCUAAUGUAACUUAAGUAAAUACUUUGAUGAUAAGCUAUGUGGAAUUAGACUUUAGAUAGUAUGAGCAAUUACUUUUGUUUGUUAGAAUAAAGUGAGAUUAAUUUGGAUGUCAUAUCAAAGAGCUUAUAAGGGAAAAAAGCCUGCAUUAUAACCUUAUUCUGGUGGCUUAUCCAGUAAUUGGCCUGAUAUUCAGACUUCAUAGCUUAUAACCAAAAGCACAUUAAAGGCAUAAUUUAAGUAUUUUAUAGUUACCUAGAAUUUUAAGAAUAUAAACUUUUUUGAAACAUCAAAGAGUUUUAAUAUGUUCAAAAGUGUAUAAAAUUUUUCAGGUCUUUAGGUUAGUUAUGCCAAAUUAUGAGCAAAUAUCACCUGGGUUACCUAAAAGAGUUAAUCACCCCAAAGAGUACUAAGUAGUAUCUUGGUAAUUUAGGAGAGCGAUUCAUCAUACCUGAGUGUACACAGAUAUAAAUCCCAUAAAGAAGGUGUAGUGAAUUCUACAUAAGUAGGAGUCUGUCAUUUGAUCCCUUUUUUAUGGUAAAAAUCUUAAGUGUGAAGAGAUGAGAAAUUUUAUAUGAAAAGUUUUAGCCAUCAAAAAGUUCUAUCAUGCACUCAUGAACAAAACUACCUCCCAAAGAGUUGUCCAAGGUCCCUCAUAUCAAAAAAUUAAAAAUAUAAUGGAAGAGAGCACAAUCUUGCCAAAUUGGACAGAUGACAGCAAACAAAAAAUGAAGUAUGACUUUUCAUGUGAACUCUACAGAAUGUCUACGUAUUCGGCUUUUCCCAGUGGUGUUCCUGUUUCAGAAAGGAGUCUUGCUCGUGCUGGUUUCUAUUACACUGGUGUGAAAGACAAAGUCAAAUGCUUCUGUUGUGGCCUGAUGCUGGAUAACUGGAAACAAGGAGACAAUCCUAUUGAAAAGCAUAAACAGCUAUACCCUAGCUGUAGCUUCAUUCAGAAUCUGAUUUCAGCUAGCCUGCAGUCCACCUCUAAGAAUAACUCUGCAGUGAAAAACAGCUUGGCACAUUCAUUAUCUCCUACUUUGGAAUAUAGUGGCUCAUUCAGUGGUUUUUGUUCCAACCUUUCACCAAACCCUCUUAACUCCAGAGCAGUGGAAGACUUCUCUCCAGUGAGGACUAACCCCUACAGUUAUGCCAUGAGUACUGAAGAAGCCAGAUUUCUUACUUACAAGAUGUGGCCAUUAACCUUUUUGUCACCGUUAGACUUGGCAAAAGCUGGUUUUUAUUAUAUAGGACCUGGAGAUAGGGUCGCCUGCUUUGCUUGUGGUGGAAAGCUAAGUAACUGGGAGCCAAAGGAUGAUGCUAUGUCAGAACACCGGAGACAUUUUCCCAACUGCCCAUUUUUGGAAAAUUCUCUGGAAAUGCUGAGAUUUAGUAUUUCAAAUCUGAGCAUGCAGACACAUGCUGCUCGAAUGAGAACAUUUAUAUACUGGCCAUCUACUGUUCCAGUUCAGCCCGAGCAGCUUGCAAGUGCUGGUUUUUAUUUUGUUGGUCGAAACGAUGAUGUCAAAUGCUUUUGUUGUGAUGGCGGUUUGAGGUGUUGGGAAUCUGGAGAUGAUCCAUGGGUAGAGCAUGCCAAGUGGUUUCCAAGGUGUGAGUUCUUGAUACGCAUGAAAGGGCAGGAGUUUGUUGAUGAGAUUCAAGCUAGAUAUCCUCAUCUUCUUGAACAACUAUUGUCAACUUCAGAUACUCCUGGAGAAGAAAAUAUUGAUCCACCAAUUGUACAUUUUGGACCUGGAGAAAGUUCUUCAGAAGAUGCCAUCAUGAUGAAUACCCCUGUGGUUAAAGCUGCUUUGGAAAUGGGUUUUAACAGAAGCCUGGUGAAGCAGACAGUUCAGAGUAAAAUCCUAACAACCGGAGAGAACUACAAAACAGUUAAUGAUAUUGUGUCAGCACUUCUUAAUGCUGAAGAUGAAAGAAGAGAAGAGGAGAAGGAAAGACAAGCUGAAGAAAUUGCAUCAGAUGACUUGUCGUUAAUUCGGAAGAAUAGAAUGGCUCUCUUUCAACAGUUGACAAGUGUCCUUCCUGUCCUGGAUAAUCUUUUAAAGACCAAUGUAAUUAAUAAACAGGAACAUGAUAUUAUUAAACAAAAAACACAAAUACCUUUACAAGCAAGAGAACUGAUUGAUACCAUUUUAGUUAAAGGAAAUGCUGCAGCCAACAUCUUCAAAAACUGCCUGAAAGAAAUUGAUUCUGCAUUAUAUGAGAACUUAUUUGUGGAAAAGAAUAUGAAGUAUAUUCCAACAGAAGAUGUUUCAGGCCUGUCAUUGGAAGAACAGUUGAGGAGGUUGCAAGAAGAAAGAACCUGUAAAGUGUGUAUGGACAAAGAAGUUUCUAUUGUAUUCAUUCCUUGCGGUCAUCUGGUAGUAUGCCAGGAAUGUGCCCCUUCUCUAAGAAAGUGCCCUAUUUGCAGGGGUAUAAUUAAAGGUACAGUUCGUACAUUUCUCUCAUAAAACAAAAUAGGUUAAUAUUGGCCUGUAUAGAAAAGUCUUUGAACUAUUAUUGAACAUUAGAAACCAUUUGAAACAAAAAAAGAAUUAUUGGUUCUUCACCUGUUAACAUUCAUGUUCUAGUCUGCUUUGGUAUUAAUAACCUUGUUUCAAAAAAGAUAGUAUUAUAUAUUUAAUCUUAAUGUUUAGUUGCAGGGGAAGGUUUAUGUUUGAUGGCCUAAAUUAGUAUGUAUGUGUGAUCAUAGGAGUUAAACAUAGUGUGCUUGUUUGGAUCAUUUUAGGAGUUAUUAUUAGAUUUGGUAUUAAAGCUUUGUGUACUAAAAGUGUAGUUUGAAAGUACAGUACUAGAAACCAGUAGCUCUAGAAUUCGUCAGAGUUAUGGUGCCAAAUUAUUUUUUGGUCCUUUUAACUUAUGUUGUAAAAUAAGUACUAUCCUGUUACUGGUAAAGAAGAUUUCCCCUAAUUUGUGAGCAAUGUCUUAGUAAAGUAUGUUAAAAGGAAUUGCAUCAUCAAAAUGUGUUUUCUACCCUGAUUUAGAAAAGCACUUUUCAUAUAUUUUUAUUGUACACAGUUGCUAUUAAUUAAAAAAUUAAAUUCAUGAAA